UUUUAACACACAAAUUAAAUCCAAAAAAAAACAUGUCUUCAACCUUCUGCAUAGUUUUACUCGUUGUUCUAUCCUUCGGCAGUGUACUGUCGGAGCUAUGCAACCCACAAGACAAGCAAGCCCUUCUCCAAAUCAAGAAAGACCUUGGCAACCCCAUCACUCUCUCCUCAUGGCUUCCAACCACCGACUGUUGCAACAGAACCUGGCAAGGUGUUUCGUGCGACACCGACACCCAAACAUACCGCGUCAACAACCUCGACCUCUCCGACCUUAACCUCCCAAAACCCUAUCCCGUCCCUUCCUCCCUCGCCAACCUCCCUUUCCUCAAUUUUCUCUACAUUGGCCGCACCGACAACCUCGUCGGUCCAAUCCCCACUGCCAUCGCUAAACUCACCCAACUCCGUUAUCUCUAUAUCACCCACACCAAUGUCUCCGGCACAAUACCCGAUUUCUUGUCACAAAUCAAAACCCUCGUCACCCUCGACUUCUCCUACAACGCCCUCUCCGGCACCCUCCCUCCGUCCAUCUCUUCUCUCCCCAACCUCGUCGGGAUCACCUUCGACGGCAACAGAAUCUCCGGAGCCAUCCCCGACUCCUACGGCUCUUUUUCGAAGCUGUUCACGUCGAUGACCAUCUCCCGCAACCGCCUCACCGGGAAGAUUCCAGCGACUUUUGCGAAUCUGAACCUGGCGUUCGUUGACUUGUCUCGGAACAUGCUGGAGGGUGACGCGUCGGUGUUGUUCGGGUCGGAUAAGAACACGCAGAAGAUACAUCUGGCGAAGAACUCUCUUGCUUUUGAUCUGGGGAAGGUAGGGUUGUCAGAGAACUUGAACGGGUUGGAUCUGAGGAACAACCGUAUCUAUGGGACGCUACCUGAGGGACUCACGCAGCUUAAGUUUCUGCAUAGUUUGAAUGUGAGCUUCAAUAAUCUGUGUGGUGAGAUUCCUCAAGGUGGGAACUUGCAAAGAUUUGACGUGUCUUCGUACGCUAACAACAAAUGCUUGUGUGGCUCUCCUCUUCCUGCUUGCACCACACCAAUCGAAAUCUCUGCGAACAUGGCACGCUUAAGCAUCACCGUACUCAUCAUGGUCCUAUUCUGCAGAACUGCACUCUCGGAAUUAUGCAACCCACAAGACAAGCAAGCCCUUCUCCAGAUCAAGAAAGAGCUUGGCAACCCAACCACCCUCUCCUCCUGGCUCCCAAACACCGACUGCUGCAACCCGCAAUGGGAAGGUGUCUCAUGCGACAUCGACACCAAAACGUACCGGGUCAACAGCCUCGACCUUACCGACCUUAGCCUCCCCAAACCCUACCCUAUCCCUUCCUCCGUCGCCAACCUCCCCUACCUCAGUUUUCUCUACAUUAGUCGCAUCAACAACCUCGUCGGUCCAAUCUCCCCCUCCAUCGCAAAGCUCACCAAACUCCGUUACCUCUACAUCACCCACACCAACGUCUCUGGUCAGAUACCCCAUUUCUUGUCCCAGAUGAAAACCCUUUUGACCAUUGAUUUCUCCUACAACGCCCUAUCCGGUACCCUCCCUCCCUCCCUCUCCUCUCUCCCCAACCUCCUCGGAAUCUCCUUCGACGGCAACCACAUCUCCGGCGCCAUCCCGGACUCCUUCGGCUCCUUUCCGAAGCAUUUCACGGUGCUGACACUCUCCCGCAACCGCCUCACCGGCAAGAUUCCGGCGACGCUGGCGAAGCUGGACCUGGCGUUCGUGGACUUGUCUCAGAACAUGCUGGAAGGAGAUGCGUCGGUGCUGUUUGGGGAAAAGAAGGAAAGGCUGCAGAAGAUAAACCUGGCGAAGAACUUGCUGGCUUUCGAUUUGGGAAAAAUAAGGCUGUCGAAGUCGAAGGACUUGGGGGCUUUGGAUCUUAGGAACAACCGUAUCUACGGGAGUCUUCCGAAGGUUCUUACGUCGUUUAAGUAUCUGAAGCUUUUGAAUGUCAGCUACAAUAAUCUGUGUGGUGAGAUUCCACAAGGUGGGAAGUUGCAAAGAUUUGAUGAAUCUUGCUAUGCUCAUAACAAGUGCUUGUGCGGUUCUCCACUUCCUGCUUGCACUUAAUUACUGUCACAUUCACAAAAUAGGUAUUAUGUGUGUUUCUCCUUCAUGCUACACGUGGUUUUAAUGAGUAAUUAAUCCACGUUUAACCUGUGUUUUUAGUGUUAAUAAUGAUACCUAUUCUAAUGUGAUGCUAUCUGUGUUUCGACAUGA
Messenger RNA from Vigna umbellata (rice bean), 2216 nucleotides. RefSeq names its product polygalacturonase inhibitor 2-like. Lineage: Eukaryota; Viridiplantae; Streptophyta; Magnoliopsida; Fabales; Fabaceae. The record is from RefSeq and is a predicted model, not a curated record. Gene Ontology annotation, molecular function: protein binding.